AUGGCGUCCGGCACCGGCGACCCGACGCGCUCCGGCACCACCACCAUUGUCGCGGCGAGGUCCUACCAUGUGACCACGAUCGACGGUUACUCAAGCAGCUUGAACACCCAUGGCUACCGGCCCUCCUACAACUCAGACCCGUUCCGUGCGGGAGGCCGUACCUGGCACGUCAUCUACAAACCCAUGGGGAGCCCGUGCCGCCCAGACAACACCGAGUACAUCUCCGUUUCCCUUGCUCUUGAUGAUGUCGUCGCCGUCGAUGAGGCGGUGAUGGCCAUGGGAACGGAGUGGUUCAUCAAAAGGAAGGACUUGGAGCGAUCGGAGUGCCUGAAGGACUACUGCUUCGCCAUCAGGGUUCAUGUCCAUCUCAUCAAGGAAGCGCCACCCAUGGCGGUGGUGCCACCGCCUGACAUCCACCGGCGUCUCGGUGAUCUCCUCUCCAGCAAGGAGGGCACCGUCGUCGAGUUUCGAGUUCGUGGCGGGAAGACGUUCGCCGCGGACCGGCUGGUGCUCGGAGCCCGGUGGCCGGUCUUCAGGGCGGAGCUCUUUGGCCCUAUGAAGGAGGGCACCACCACGGACGUCAUACAGAUAGGUGACAUGGAGGGGCAAGUGUUUGGUGGUUUGCCCACUUUUGUUUACACGGAUGCGUGGCCAGAGAUUAAGCAAGAAGAAGGAGACGAGUGUGCCAUGGCUCAGCAUUUGCUCGCCGCCGCAGACAGGUACGCCCUGCAAAGGCUGAAGGUGAUGUGUGAAGAGAAGCUUUGCGAACACAUCGACGCAAGCUCCGUGGCAUCUAUCUUGGCGCUGGCAGAGCAGCACCAGUGUCCUCGCCUUAAGAAGGCGUGCUUCAAGUUCCUCGGCUUCUCGUCAGUAGCUUUCCUUGAGGCCAUUGAAUCAGAAGAGUUUUGA
Setaria italica (foxtail millet) is the source of this 909-nucleotide messenger RNA. Its product is annotated as BTB/POZ and MATH domain-containing protein 1-like. The record is from RefSeq and is a predicted model, not a curated record. NCBI's taxonomy places the organism in Eukaryota, Viridiplantae, Streptophyta, Magnoliopsida, Poales, Poaceae. Gene Ontology annotation, biological process: protein ubiquitination. The transcript has 2 exons. Gene Ontology annotation, molecular function: protein binding. Bases 1 to 909 code for a protein of 302 amino acids.